UACUGUACUGUCUUUGCUUGCACUUUUGAUUUGCUGACAGGCAACUUGACUUCCUCUUAGUGAGACAUCACCAAACUUAACUAGGUUGCUCCUUCCUACUCACCGCUGCAUCAUGCGACUGCAGCCCACACAGAUCACUUUAAAUAGACUGUCCUUACAGGUUUUUCUGUAGUAUAGUCCUGGCCACUGCAGAUAUGAGGUCUGGAGGAUUCGUUUUGGUAUCCAGACCGGCCAUAACGUCCAUCGGUCUCAUUUUAACGCUCUAUUGUUUUCAUGUGUUGGCGCUCAAGUCGCAACUUUUGACGAGGCAUGGCGGGGUUACAGAUCUCAAUGCUCAGGACACCGUCAUCAACUAUGAAACAUGCUAUUUUGACCAGAAGAUUGAUCACUUUGGGUUCCUGGAGGAUGGCACCUUUAAGCAGAGAUACCUGGUUAAUAAGGAACACUGGGAUCAGAAGGGAGGGUCUAUCCUGUUCUACACCGGCAAUGAAGGAGACAUUACCUGGUUCUGCAAUAACACUGGUUUCAUGUGGGACGUUGCAGAGGAACUGGGAGCCAUGUUGGUGUUUGGAGAACAUCGUUACUAUGGAGAAUCCCUGCCGUUUGGACACGACUCUUACAGUGACACAAAGCACCUGAACUACCUGACGUCAGAGCAGGCGCUGGCUGACUUCUCUGUGCUGAUCAGAGAACUGAAGAGGACGGUGCUUGGAGCUCAGGAAAGUCCUGUGAUCGCCGUCGGAGGGUCCUACGGAGGGAUGCUCUCUGCCUGGUUGAGAAUGAAAUACCCCAAUGUUGUUGUUGGAGCGCUGGCUGCCUCUGCUCCUAUAUGGCAGUUCCCAGACAUGGUUCCAUGUGGAGACUUCUAUAAGAUAGUCACCCAGGACUUCGCCAGGAGUGGACUGAACUGUGCCGUUAACAUCAGGAGGUCCUGGAAGGCCAUCGACAACGUCACAGCAACUGAUGACGGUCUCCGGUGGCUGUCCGGUGAGUUCAGUUUAUGUUCCCCGCUCAAGAAGACGGACUUGGAUGGUUUUAAGGCCUGGCUCCAAGAGACCUGGGUGAAUCUGGCCAUGGUUGACUAUCCUUACGAAGCUAACUUCCUCCAACCUCUCCCACGCUGGCCAAUACAGGUGGUGUGCAAGCACCUUGGUUUUGACCCCAGCAGUGUGUCAGACUACCAGUUGUUAGAGGGUAUCUCUGAAGCUGCCAGAGUCUACUACAACUACACAGGAAACUGUCCCUGUCUCAACACCUCCUCUACGGCUACAGGGAACCUGGGCUUCGUCGGCUGGUACUACCAGGCGUGUACAGAGAUGGUGAUGCCACUCUGCACUGACGGGGUACAGGACAUGUUUGAGCCCCAGGACUGGAACUUCCAGGCCUUCUCAGAUGAGUGUAACUCCCUGUUCGGGGUACGUCCGCGGGCUGACUGGGCAGCGACCGUCUACGGAGGACUGGACAUCGCUUCUCACAGUAACAUCAUCUUCAGUAACGGAGGACUGGACCCGUGGUCAAGUGGUGGGGUGACCCGAAACAUCUCGGACUCGGUGGUCGCCAUAGUGAUACCUGACGGGGCUCACCACCUGGAUCUACGCUACAACAACGAGUAUGACCCUCACACCGUCCUCUCAGCCCGCGCCCUGGAGGUGGAAUACUUCAAACUGUGGAUCAAACAGGCCAGGAAACUACAAAUACCAGGUUAAAUCCCUCUGAACUACAACUGCCAGGCUAAAUCACUCUGAACUACAACUACCAGGUUAAAUCACUCUGAACUACAACUACCAGGUUAAAUCACCCUGAACUACAACUACCAGGCUAAAUCACUCUGAACUACAACUACCAGGCUAAAUCACUCUGAACUACAACUACCAGGUUAAAUCACUCUGAACUACAACUACCAAGCUAAAUCACUCUGAACUACAACUACCAGGUUAAAUCACUCUGAACUACAACUACCAAGCUAAAUCACUCUGGAUUACAACUCCCAUGCUAAGUCACUCUGAACUACAACUCCCAGGUAAAAGCACUCUGAACUACAAUUACUAAAUCAAACAGAACUAAAACUGCCAGACUAAAUCACGCUGAACUUAAACACCCAGGGUCGGCCUAAAAUGGCACCCUAUUCCCUAUAUAGUGCACUAAUUUUAUCCCGGACCCCUAGGGCUCUGGUCAAGAAGUAAGGCACUAGAUGCAACCCCAGCCUCUCAAACUACCUGAAGCUAAAAGACCAUAGCAUAUAACAUGUGGCUUUGUUGCAAUGCCCUCUCUAGCAUACUACUAAGAAGGGGAGCAAUGUAAUUGGACGUGUAUUCUAAGUGAUAUGCUAGUGUGGAUAUUGAAACUAAGCCAAUGAGUGCAUCCCAAAAGUUACCCUAUUCCCUAUGUAGUGCACUACUUUUGACCACAGCCCAUAUGGACGCUGUUCAAAAAGGUGUUCACUAUGUAGGGAAUAGGGUGCCAAAUAAUACAAAACAUUCUCUACCACCAGAAUGUACUGAUGGAUUUUCAGUUGAAUAUUGUUUUCAGAUGUGAUGAGUUUAAGGAAGAACUACUUACACUAAUAAAUCAGGUUUUAGUUAGGUAGCUAUUUCAAUGUUGAUUUAUUGAUUUCAAUGAUUGGUGACAGUGUUUUCUGUUUUGUGCCAAAGUCUUUUAUUUUUUAUUUUUUUUACGAGUGUCAGAAAGGGCUAGAAUAUCACAUUUAAAAAAAAAACGAAAUAAAUAUUUUCUUAAUUUGAAAAUUAAAGACAUUUUCACAUUAACACCAGAUUUAAAUAAUGAAGUUACGGUGUUUUAUGUUUUGUGUUUAAUUGAAGUUUGAUAGCUUACACAUACUGUAUAUCAGAACAACAAUUGUGUUUAAUUGUAUAAUUAGUACAGAAAAUAUUUAUUUAACAGCUCUCAGGAAAAAAAAGUAUGCUUUUUUUUGUAAGUGUUUACAAUUCUUUGUAAUUGACCAUUUCUGUUAAACUAGAAUUAGCAUUAGUCAGUGAUUCUAAAGGUUUUUCCAAUCAAUUGAUAACAUUCACUUGUAGUUGACCGUUUUUAUACUACGGCCUGAGUUGUACUUGGUCCAGAAAUGGACCCAUAUUUAACAACGGCAGCAGAAGGGCUGGACCCAGUCUCUCAAUGUUGUGUUACCAUGUUUCAUUGACUUUAUUAAUGGCUGUGGCUGUUAAGCAAUAUCCCUGUAAUGUCUUACUGCUAUUGCCAUUGUGUUGUGCCCAGAUUAAAAGCAAUUUUAAUUUGA
Messenger RNA from Salvelinus fontinalis (brook trout), 3253 nucleotides. RefSeq names its product prolylcarboxypeptidase (angiotensinase C) (gene prcp). The record is from RefSeq and is a predicted model, not a curated record. NCBI's taxonomy places the organism in Eukaryota, Metazoa, Chordata, Actinopteri, Salmoniformes, Salmonidae. Bases 195 to 1706 code for a protein of 503 amino acids. Gene Ontology annotation, biological process: regulation of blood vessel endothelial cell migration; negative regulation of systemic arterial blood pressure; proteolysis. The transcript is spliced from 9 exons. Gene Ontology annotation, molecular function: serine-type exopeptidase activity; dipeptidyl-peptidase activity.